AUGGCCGCCCUUGCCGCUGCCGUUCGCCCCUUCGCCGGCGGCGUCCCUCGUCGCGCCGCGCCUGCCCCUUCUGACGCUAGUGUGCGCGCGUCCGGGAAGAAGCCGCGGCGCGUCGUCGCUCCCGCACGAGACACGUCGGUUUGCCACGCCGGGGUCGACGAGUUGUACGUGCCCAGCCAGAAGCGCAAGAUGACCUGCAACCGCAUCAACGUCGAGACCGCCGCCGCCGACACGAAGGUCUUAACCGCCGCCGGCGAGAUGUCAGCUCGGGAGCUCCUACAUAAGCGCCUGGCGUGCGAGCUCGAUGUCUUGAGCGGUCUCCUAAAGAAAGCAGAGCUUAUAUCCCGGCGUGGGGCAUGCAAGGAUGGCGCACCAACUGCCGGCAAGAAGGAGCGGUUCUUGGCCUCCAAACAGCGACCGGAGCCGAUGGAGGAUGGUGGAACUGGAGGGCAAUGCGCCUUCGGUGAAGAGGAGGAAGAUUUCAACUCUGGUGGAGCAGAAGCAGAAGCAGGGCACAUCUUUGAGUUCCUGCUGAAGCACUUCGGCGAUGCCGAUACCCGUGGUGAGAUCGAGAUUGACUUUGACUCUGCGGAAGACUCUGUACUGUUCGAGCUGAAGACACAGCUCGACAAGUUCGCCCAGGAACGCCCCAUCGUCGUGGAUGUCCUCCCGGAGGAAAAGGACGAGAAGCUCGCUGAGGAGAGCAAAAGCAAAGGCAUCUUGGUGCAGCAGGAGGAAGAGGACGUCCACAUCUGCGGCGUGUCCACCAUCGUCCAAACCGGCAGCAGGCCGAGUUCAAGAAGCAGCAGUGAUCCAGACACGGGCAGUUACUCUGAUCGCAAAAGCGACUCCGACGAUUUCCCAGCUCUAUGGGGAGCUCUUCCCGAGCAGAUCAUUGUGACGUCUGCGCAGCCACCGUCGGAGCCGGCAUCAGGGGCGGCGCAGAGUGGUGAAGCAAAGAAGGUCCAAGACGUCCAUCGCGCCGCGCCCAAGACUGUUUCCCUGGCCGGUCUGAUCUACAGGGCGAAGGUUCGCCGAGAGCUGUUGGAGAUGGAGAGGGCGGUGCUGCCCGACGAGAGCAUCCACCCGCGGGACCUGCAGCGUCUCGGCAUCGCCGAGUAUGGCCGUCCCAGCAUCAUGCGGCAGCUCGGGCUCUUUCUCAAGGCCGACGACGCGUAG
This is a messenger RNA of Miscanthus lutarioriparius, 1179 nucleotides long. The record is from the annotation of a GenBank genome assembly. Lineage: Eukaryota; Viridiplantae; Streptophyta; Magnoliopsida; Poales; Poaceae.